Messenger RNA from Xiphophorus hellerii (green swordtail), 1076 nucleotides. RefSeq names its product sodium-coupled neutral amino acid transporter 2-like. The coding region runs from base 543 to 794 and encodes 83 amino acids. The record is from RefSeq and is a predicted model, not a curated record. Lineage: Eukaryota; Metazoa; Chordata; Actinopteri; Cyprinodontiformes; Poeciliidae. The transcript has 4 exons.
GUGAGGGGAGAGCAGAAGGCAGACUGAGGGAGAGAAAGAGAGAGAGAGAGAGAGAAUUAUCAGACCUAACCUUUAUGAAUAAAUAACAACUCAGAGUCUGAUGAAAGUAAAGACAGAAGCCAAAGCUGACCACAAAAAAACCCAGAAAGGGUACGACGACUGUACGAAUGUAUUUUUUUUGUUCCAUAUUUUAAAUCAGUUUAGUCGGUGGUCUCAUUAAUUGAUGCUUUUUGGUUGUUUUGACUGUUUCCAGUAGUGACGACACAUGAAGCCCCGCCCUCUGACCCUCUUCUCCCCGGCCCUGGAUGUCAGCUGAUGUCAAACUUUCCCAGUAGCCAGUGAAUAACAGAGAUCUGAGAGGUGUUGGUUAUUCAUUGCACAGUUAAAUUCAAAUCCUUUCCCAGUCAGAUCACAGGACUUUAAACCCUCUUCUUCUUUCACUUCCUAUUUUUAAAGAAGUUGUUUCUCGUGGGAAAGCUGUGAGCAGCUUCUUGUUUUUCCAUCAGCAGGAAACAUUUUAAGGACUUCUUUAAAGCUCCAACAUGACAGACGCUCCUCGAACAGACGACAGCAGCAGGUCCAACAGCGAGGACUCUCCGUCCCCUAACCGUCCUCUCCACGGGCAAAACCCUGAUUUAGACGCAGAGAGUCAAACCUUCCUGCCUAAACAUAACGCAGGCAAAAAUGCCUCCGUCAGCAUGUCCGUCUUCAACCUGGGCAAUGCCAUCAUGGGCAGCGGCGUCCUGGGUCUGUCCCUCGCCAUGGCCAACACCGGCAUCGCCCUGUUUGUGUAAGCACUUGUCCAUCACCUAAGACCUGAAACCUCAUUUUAGUGUAGCCGGUUUCGGGGAAGUGUUGCUUUAAAAGUGUUGUUCCCCGAUCUCUGGAAGACUUGCUGUAACUCCGUUCUGUUCACAUAGACUUAAAUAACAAGCAGUGCCUUGGAUUCCCCUUCACUUUGUUACUGUUGAAAGAAGAGAGAUGAUAAGAGGAAAUGAUCACAAGAAGCAGGUGUAUGUCAUUUUUUGGACAUUUUCGACGUAAUACAAUAGUAUGUCAUUUUUUUGGACAUUUUC